GGAAACCAGUCCCUGAUGUGGGUGGUGGAGGCAGGGUACCAGGAUGUGGGGAUAUAUCAGUGUUCUGCCACCAAUACAGCCGGAAAUGUCACUACACAAGCCAGGCUGGAUAUCUUCACUCCCAGCAACAUCACUUCCCCUCCUAGCAGCCUCACCGAGGUGAAGGGGGGAACCGCCGAGUUUCUGUGUGGGGCUGUCGGCUUCCCUCCCCCAGACGUUACAUGGACUUUCCAGAACAGGACCAUAAAUUCCUCGGAUGUCUCCAAGUACCUGGUUGAGGAGACGGGUACACUGGUGGUGAGGGUAGUGGACCUGGCUGACGUGGGGUGGUACAGUUGUACUGCUGACAACGGAGUGGGAAAUGACUCGGCAUCAGCCUACCUGACUGUACACGUGCCUGCUAAUUUCAAGAUGGCGCCUCAGAGUCAAGCUGUCAAUCACACCCAGAACGUGGUCUUCUACUGUGAGGCGGAGGGCGUUCCCCCUCCCCGCCUGACCUGGCUGUGGAACGGCUCCCCCACCCUGGGGAAGGGCAUGCACGUGUCCCAGGGGGGGCGCUCCCUGUUCAUCCAGUAUGCAGAUUACUACCACCAGGGGGAGUACACCUGUGUGGCCAGUAAUGCUCUGGAGACAAGGAAGGGCGCAGCCAGCCUCAACAUAAACCGGAAGCCCUCUGUGUUUUCGAUCUCCAAUCCUGCACCUGUGAGAGAGGAGAGUAAGAAUACCACCAUACUGGACUGUCCUCACGACGGCUACCCCACUCCACAAGUGCGCUGGAUUCACAACAGGAGCAGGAUCAUUGACGCUGAUCAGCACAAGUACUUCAUAUCCGCACAGGGCUCCCUACAGAUCUACCCUGUGACAUGGUCUGACACAGGCAUGUACAUGUGCGAGGUGUGGAACAGUAUGGGUUCCGAUGGGGCCAAAACAGAACUGGUGGUCUGGGUGAAACCAAGGUUUGUUGAGCCAGUGCCUUCCGGAACCAAGAAGAUCUUUGAGUAUGAGAAGAAUGUGACAGUGGAGUGUCGGGCUGUUGGCUCUCCAUCACCUACCAUCAAGUGGUACAGGGAAAAGCAUGGAGAAGUCUUUGGACUAUCUCGUCAUCAACUGGUCACUGACACAGGAAAACUGAUCUUCCUCCGUGUGACUGAGGAUGACAAGGGGACUUACGUCUGCAAUGCCUCUAGUGACGCUGGAUUCAAAGUUGCGAAGAUCCGUGUUGAAAUACUUGUUCCUCCGCGGAUCCAUGAAGGCCCUGUGAACAAGAGCGUGCCCGUGGGAGGUACAGCUGAGUUCAGCUGCAAGGCACACGGACAGCCCAAACCCACCAUCUCCUGGACCUACCGACCCGGGAUGCCCAUCCCAUUCGACCUUGACCGGCACACCGUCCGCAAUCUGACCGACGGCGGAAAGCUGACCAUCACAGGAGUGACCUGGCAUGACCAGGGGGUGUAUGUGUGUAAGGCAUGGGGCCAGAGUGCAGGAGAAGACUUUGCAGUAGCUGGUCUUACUGUGCACGGUCCUCCCAUACUAGUGGAACAUCCUCAGAGUGUGGUCUUCACUGGCAAGAAGAAGAUUCUGCUGGGGUGUUAUGCAACAGGAGAGGGUCCACUCCGCUACACAUGGAAGAAAAAUGGCGAGGAGAUUGGCAAGGGAACAAGAAUACUGCUGCAGACAGGAUCAGAUGCUGUUGGUCGGUACCGCUGUGAGGUGUCCAACAGAUAUGGAACGUCCAAGUCAUACACUGCCGUGGUGAAACGUAGAGGCAAUGAAGCCUCAGAUCCUAAGCAGCUAAGUUUUGAAGCCAAGGUAGAGAUGACAGACUUGGCAAACGAGUACCAGGGAGAGUUCUAUUCCAGUCUGAGGGAACAGCUGGCAGAUCAACUGGGCAUACCAACCAACAAGAUUCUGUACCUACGAGUCUACAAAGGCCUGGUGACCUUUGACCUGGACGAGAAUCUGGCCAACCACCUGAAACACCAAAAGCUUACUGUAAAGUUGAAGCUCAAGGAUGACACGUACAUGCAUGACCUGAAAUACCUCCCACCACCAGAGCCCACCACACCCAGACCAGUCCGAACCAGGACAGUGAUCGUUGAGAAGAAAGUUCCGUAUCGGGUGACGGUGCGUGUACCUUGGAGACCAACUACCACCCCGCAGACCUCCACUCAAGACACAGAUCCGGAUGAGAAAGUUGUGCCCCAGGAUGAUGACAUAGAUGUAGGAGUGUUGGUGGGAACAGUUGUGGGGACUAUCGUGUUUCUCAGCUGUAUCUUCAUCUCCAUCACUGUCUGGAGAUCCUACUUUGCGGAGAAGAAGACGCCCAAGUCUGCUCACCAGCAGUUCUCCUUCCUGCAGCAUGGCUACGGUGUGGAGGGGUGGGGCAACCAAGGGGACCGCUUCCAACUGGAGUACCACCCCCCUCCCAACAUGAUCAAGUCCAAACCCAUGGGGUACAUGUCUCUGAAGCGGCUGGUUGACGAUAUAAAGAAGGCAGAUGAUGGAGCACUGGCAGUACUGAAACAGGAGUUUGAGAGCGUUCCUCUGAACCAAGCCAAGAUUCACCACACACCGUGUGGCACUGAACAGAAAAACCGCUACAUGAAUGUCCUGCCAAACCCACACACCUCUGUGAAGUUGCUGCAGCUGAAUUCUGACACCACCACUGAGUACAUCAAUGCCAACCACAUCAGGGGCUAUGACCGUCGACAGAAUGCCUACAUUGCAGCACAAGGUCCGCUUGGUACGACCCGUCAGGACUUCUGGAGGAUGGUGUGGGAGCAGAACGUGGACAUCAUCGUCAUGACAACAGGGCUGGUGGAGAGGGACAGAGUGAAGUGUGCGCGCUACUGGCCCAACUCUAGCGGGAAGACCAAACACGAGGACUACGGGGACCUGAUCGUGACAGUGCUGAGUGAGGAGAAGAACGUGAAGUAUGCCAUCACCAGGAUGGAGCUGCAGCACAAGGAUGCCUCGGAGGUUCGACACAUCUGGCACUACUGGUACACUUCCUGGCCAGACUUUGGUGUUCCGGAUGAACCAGACUACAUCCUGGAUCUUCUGGAGGACAUGAACUGUCACCGCGCCCGCUCCAAACCUGUCAUCGUACACUGCAGUGCUGGACUUGGCAGAACUGGAGCCUUCAUCGGCAUCGACAUGGGAAUGGAGCAGAUUCAGAAUGAGAGUAUCGUGGACCCUCUCCUGUACUUCACCAGGAUUCGUCAAGACCGUGGAGGCUCUGUACAGACUCUGGCACAGUACAUCUUCAUCCACCAGGUCCUGCUGCUGUACUUUGAGCGGAAGCGCAGUGAGCUGUCCAUGCAGCCUGACCUCACCCGGCUGUCCAUGAGCACCAUGUCCCAGGGCACCAGCUCGCUCACACAGCUCACAGCCAUGCUCUGACUCACACAGCCUGAC
Branchiostoma belcheri (Belcher's lancelet) is the source of this 3417-nucleotide messenger RNA. Its product is annotated as hemicentin-1-like. The coding region runs from base 16 to 3402 and encodes 1128 amino acids. Gene Ontology annotation, biological process: protein dephosphorylation; homophilic cell-cell adhesion; dendrite self-avoidance. The transcript has 28 exons. Gene Ontology annotation, cellular component: axon; plasma membrane. Gene Ontology annotation, molecular function: protein tyrosine phosphatase activity; cell-cell adhesion mediator activity. The record is from RefSeq and is a predicted model, not a curated record. Lineage: Eukaryota; Metazoa; Chordata; Leptocardii; Amphioxiformes; Branchiostomatidae.